Molecule: messenger RNA, 617 nt
Organism: Cylicostephanus goldi
Lineage: Eukaryota; Metazoa; Nematoda; Chromadorea; Rhabditida; Strongylidae
Source: the annotation of a GenBank genome assembly
AUGUGUCAAGGCUGUCUCAUCCUAGGUCCGCUUACUAGUACUGAGCAAAUUUUGUCAGCUCGUUUGUUCGUUUAUGAAUACGUGCACAUAUGGCCAUGCGAGUCCUUGCUGCACCAUUGCUUGAACGUUCAGGAUACAUGCUCAUUCAAGGGUUCAUUAUCCCGGUCGUGGGACCUGGCGUUGUGCCAUGAAAGUUUUGCAAUUUUGUUAUAUGAUGAAGAAAGAAAGGAGCUCAUUUUCACGCAACGGUUCAGACCAGCCGCGUUGAUUGGACUUGCCCGUCAUCGUGCUCCUCCAAAAACAAAACUUGAAUCCAUUGACUGGUCCUCACAACCUUCUGAAUGGGCGUACACCCUUGAACUGUGCAGUGGGCAUUAUGAUCGCAACGCAUCGAAAGAGCAGAUCAUGAAGCAAGUCAAGGAAUGUGUUGCGCACAGAUGCGGCUAUCUAAUCAACGAAAUGGAUUUUGUUACCUCAUAUUUAAUAGGUAUUAGCUUCUCCGGUGAUCGGCAGAGGGUCUAUUACGCUAAGGUAAAUAGUUCUAUGAAAGUGAAAGACUGGAAGCCCAUGGAAGAUGUAUCACCGGUCAGUAACAAUUUCUUCUAUGAUACGUAGAG